Molecule: messenger RNA, 1419 nt
Organism: Phytophthora sojae
Lineage: Eukaryota; Oomycota; Peronosporomycetes; Peronosporales; Peronosporaceae
Exons: 3
Coding region: 1-1419 (472 amino acids)
Source: RefSeq, a predicted model, not a curated record
AUGAGCUCGCCGCAGAAGAAGACCGCCGCCACAACAGAGGGUAACCUCUCUGUUGCUCAUAACCAUGAGCGCCAGCAGGCAAAGCGCGACGAGCUCGCUGCAAAGGCCGCGUCGGGGACAACUCAGUCGGAGAUUGUCCUCGAAGGUUCCUCUGUAGUCAACGACGCCGUUGACUAUGGGAGUGACGAUGUAGAGAUGGAAGAGGGCGAGGACUCUUCCAACAUGCGCAAGGAGUCUAUCGACAGUGAUAGUAUCGACCCGCAUGCCGGGUCAAGACGCCAUCGUGAAGGAGAUGACUCGGACGCUUCGAGCUCGAAGCGUUCGCGCGGCGAGAGCGAAACUCCGCUCUCCGCUGCUGGGGCUUCAAGCUCCCCGCGUGAGGUGGCGUCUUCAAGUUCUCCGCGCGCCGCUCAGGCAGCGCGCGAUCCGUGGAUGCCGUCUGCGUCAGAGAUCGCAGACCGUGUGCGCGACACUGUGCCUCCAAACGAAAUCCCGCUGUACGUAUGCAGCGGUAUCAACGACGAUGCUGUUGCGGAGGAGCAGCACUUUGAUCCGUUAACGAAUCAAAGGCGCGAUUAUUACAUCGGGCUCUCCCACGAGCUCCGAUACUUCUCCAGCAAGAAGACUUCUUCUCGCAGCAGAGUGCCUGAGUGGCAGGCACUUUGUCAAAGUUGGAACGCUUUUGUUGAGAACUUCAACAAGAGGCCGGCUGCUUACCGCGAGCGGGCUAAGCAUGCCCGUGAACGCUUCGAGACAUUUUCGACGCGCGGGCGGCUGGAGCAGCUCCACAGAUCCUCUGUGGACGCUGGUAUUCCAUGCGCUGUGCCCGAAGGCCACCAGUGCACGUUGUGUCUUCCGGGUGCGGCGCGCUUGAGCGACAGCGACCUAAACGGGUACACGACGAUUCGUGUACCUGCGAGUCUCAAGGAUCUCCGUGCCAAGUUCUUGGCACGUGAGGAACGCGACGAUCGUGGGGCCUCGGGCGCUGUAGGUGACCACAGCGCUCGCACUACCUUCGCGUCGGCAGUGCGUAGUGAGCUUCGUACUCCCUCACCAUUUCCGGGACGUCCUGCAGCAGGACGUCCCGUGGCUCCCAUGUAUCUUGGUGGGGCGGAAACCCUCUCCAACGAAUAUGAUAACGAACCGGCUGCCGUGUUGAGCCGCGGGCGUCGCGGAUCGGAGGCGGCGGUGGUGGGAACACGCCCCGGGUAUGGUCAACCUGGGGUUGACCUUGGCCCGACGCUCGAGGAGCGGGUCGCUGCUGUGGAACAGCUUCAGAGCCUUGCUCAGGCCUCGCAGACCGCGUCGGACAUCUCUGUCGACGUGGGAGGUCGCGUCGUGCGCUUGGGCCAGCGCGUUCACGCGCUGGAGCAGAGGUUCGCUCCCGCUGGGGCUUCCGCUUCGGGCCAGCCGAGCUAG